AUGGCAGAGGUAUCCAAACCAGUCUAUACAACAUCCUACAAGCCCCAUCCUAGUGAGAGGAUGAAGGCGGCCACUUGGACGGGCACAAAGUCCAUCGAGCUGAGCGAUGUGCCCAAACCUACCAUCACCGCGCCCGCCGAUGCGAUCGUGCACAUCACCCACUGCACCAUAUGCGGUUCAGACCUGCACAUGUAUGACGGCGAUCUGAACAAGGUUAUGGAGAAGGGGUUGAUCAUGGGCCACGAGGCCAUCGGCAUCGUCGAAGAAGUCGGGCCUCAGGUCAAAACCCUGAGUGUAGGAGACCGAGUGAUUAUCCUACCCGUCAUCGCAUGCGGGGACUGCUUCUACUGCAAGCGAAAGGAAUUCUCACUCUGUGACCGAACCAACCCCUCCAAGGAGUUGGAGCAAAUGUACGGACAUCGCUUGUCGGGCAUUUUCGGUUAUUCCUUGAUCACGGGGGGAUACCCUGGAGACCAGGCUGAGUACUGCCGCGUGCCCAACGCUGACCUCACCUGUGUCAAGGCUCCCAAGGACAUAGAGGCCAGUAAGCUGGUUGGCCUUGCCGACGUGACCCCUACGGCCUGGCAUGGCUGCGAGCUGGCCGAGGUAGGCAAAGGAGAUGUCGUCGGCGUCUGGGGCUGCGGCGCCGUUGGCCUCUCGAUCCAGCGUCUGGCGAAGCUGCGUGGAGCCAGCAAGGUAUAUGCAAUCGACAAAGACGAGCACCGCCUCGAGAUUGCCAAGUCUCUUGGUAUGAUUCCCGUCAAUGUCAAGCAGCACCCUGAUCCUGCCGACUACAUCUUGUCCAUUGAACCGCACGGGCUGGACCGUGGCAUCGAGGCAAGUGGUUUUAGGAGCACCAACUCAGCGACUCAUGCCACUAUGAGAGCACUGGGAGUCGAAGGGGACAGCUCUGACACGGUGAGCGCGGCCAUCAAAGCAACACGUAAGGGAGGCAAUGUCGCGUUGAUCGGCGACUUUUUCUACACAACCAACAACUUCCCAAUUGGCAUGCUGAUGGAAAAGGGCAUCACCCUGCGCGGAGGACAGCUUUACGCCCAGAAGUACUUUCCGCUUCUUCUGGACCUAGUUGUCCAAGGAAAAUACGAUCCAUCUUUUAUGUUUACGCAUCAUGACAAUUUCGAGAACGUCUCGCAGAACUAUGAUGCCUUCUUCAAUCACAAACUGCCUGGAGGAUUAAAGGUAUGCCUUGUAACUGCGUUUGGACGGGCACAGGGGCGGGAUUCAGUUUGA
This is a messenger RNA of Fusarium redolens, 1251 nucleotides long. RefSeq names its product chaperonin 10-like protein. The transcript is spliced from 4 exons. NCBI's taxonomy places the organism in Eukaryota, Fungi, Ascomycota, Sordariomycetes, Hypocreales, Nectriaceae. Bases 1 to 1251 code for a protein of 416 amino acids. The record is from RefSeq and is a predicted model, not a curated record. Gene Ontology annotation, molecular function: oxidoreductase activity; zinc ion binding.